Messenger RNA from Chenopodium quinoa (quinoa), 2701 nucleotides. Its product is annotated as high affinity nitrate transporter 2.5-like. Lineage: Eukaryota; Viridiplantae; Streptophyta; Magnoliopsida; Caryophyllales; Amaranthaceae. The record is from RefSeq and is a predicted model, not a curated record. Gene Ontology annotation, molecular function: nitrate transmembrane transporter activity. The coding region runs from base 368 to 1897 and encodes 509 amino acids. The transcript has 2 exons. Gene Ontology annotation, biological process: transmembrane transport.
AUUCUUAAAGAUCCCAAGUCAAGCAUCCACCUACUACUCUUCCAAUUUCCUGCUUCAAAGUUCAGACCAACUCAACAGUCAGACAAAAAAAGCCAUGUAAAUUCUCCAGCAGAUACUCCUGACUUCAAACUUAUGAUUCCUAGUUCAAUCAAUGAUUCACCGUAUAAGACUCAAGAUUCACUUCAAAUAAGAAUAUGCUUUCCUUGAUGCCUUUUUACACUUUGCAAGCCGAAUACUCUCCUGUAACUCGACGGUUUGAUCAAUAGGGGAAUUUGUUGUUAUCUAUCAAUCCAAUAAGUAUACAAGCAUAAAGUAUUACGGAGUAUCAUACAUCAUUUACAAUAACAUCAGUCAGGUACCAAACAUUAUGAUGGCAUCAACUGAUAGUGUGAAAGAAUUUGAAACAAACAAGUUUUCCCUUCCAGUUGAUGCAGAGCACAAGGCUACAACCUUUUCAGUAAUGUCAGUUGCAAAGCCUCAUAUGCGGGCGUUUCAUCUAUCUUGGCUCCAGUUCUUUGCCUGCUUUCUAUCGACAUUUGCUGCUCCGCCCCUCCUUCCUAUCAUUUGUGACAGUCUCAAUCUUACGGCUACUGAUAUUGGUAAUGCAGGGAUUGCAUCAGUGUCAGGGGCUGUGUUUGCCCGUUUGGUCAUGGGCACUGCCUGCGAUUUAGUUGGGCCUAGAAUAGCCUCUGCAGCUCUCACCCUCCUUACUGCACCUGCAGUUUACCUAUCUGCCACAGCAAACUCACCCACAGCCUUCUUGCUCAUCCGUUUUUUUACAGGAUUUUCUUUGGCCACUUUUGUGUCAACCCAAUUUUGGAUGAGUUCCAUGUUUUCUCCACCAGUAGUUGGCCGAGCCAACAGUAUUGCAGCCGGGUGGGGCAACCUUGGAGGUGGAGCAACCCAGAUGAUCAUGCCUCUUCUGUAUACACUCAUCCUUGGGAUGGGAGCCACAAACUUUACUGCCUGGAGGAUAGCAUUCUUCAUUCCUGCUGUUUUACAGACUCUUUUGGCAUUUGCAGUGUUGCUUUUCGGGCAAGAUAUGCCUGAUGGAAAUUUCCAGCAACUCCACAAUUCAGGUAAAAAGCACAAAGACAACCUUUCAAAGGUUAUGUAUCAUGGACUUGCCAAUUAUAGGGGCUGGAUUACUGCCCUGUGCUAUGGGUACUGUUUUGGGGUGGAGCUAACCGUGGAUAAUAUCAUUGCUCAGUACUUCUUUGAUAGAUUCAAUCUCAAACUGCAUACAGCUGGGAUUAUAGCAGCCAGUUUCGGGUUGGCAAACAUUUUUGCCAGGCCAGGAGGUGGAUUGGUGUCAGAUUUGCUAGCAAAGAAGUUCGGAAUGAGGGGAAGACUCUGGGGCUGGUGGAUUAUCCAAACUGUAGGUGGCGUAUUAUGCAUUCUUCUGGGACUGAUGAACUCUUUAAGUGGAUCGAUUGCAGUAAUGUUCGUCUUCUCUGUGUUUGUUCAAGCAGCCUGUGGACUUGCAUUCGGGGUUGUACCUUUUGUCUCUAGAAGAUCUCUGGGCGUGAUUUCUGGUAUGACAGGAGCCGGUGGAAAUGUGGGUGCAGUUUUAACUCAAUUGAUUUUCUUCAAAGGAUCUCAAUACACAACAGAAAGGGGAAUAACCUAUAUGGGUAUCAUGAUUGUAGCAUGCACUCUCCCCAUAAGUGCCAUAUACUUCCCACAGUGGGGAGGCAUGUUUUGUGGUCCUAACCCGAAUACUUCAGAAAACGACUACUAUAUGGAGGAAUGGGAUUUAAAGGAGCAGCAGGAAGGACACCAUCUGGCAAGCUUGAGAUUUGCAGACAGCAGCAAGAGUGAAAGGUGCAGAAGACAGCAGUCUGCACACCCAAACGAGAGCCUGCCUUCAUGUGUACGACUAAUCUACUGUCGGUAGCCUCAUUAUACACUACGAGUAUAUGUUAUGUACUUAUGCUCAUAUGUUGAAUUCCCAUGUCGGACAGUUAACACUCACAUGACAAGGGUCUGAAAUAUCCUAAUGCAAGUAUCCAACACAUCAGAUUUCACCUUCAACCAUAAUUUCUAACCAAGGAGAAAGUUAUGUGCAAUGCGUGCUUAGAAACAAGAAUCAGCCAACAAAACAACUUGUAAUUUUCGUAUGUGUAGCAUUUGUAACGUCUGCACAUGUAAGAGCAUUAUACUUAUAAUGCAAUUAUUUUUCGAGAUUAGCUUCAACAAUAGUGGCCUUUGUUAGAGGUAAUCAACAUUCAGCCUAAUGUCAUCUAUGCACCAAUAAUCACUAAUGUAUAAUGAAGGGUUAUUUAUUUUUAUUUUUUUUUUCUUUGUGUUUAAAGAGCCACAAAGGGCGGGGCCGCGGGGGUGAGAAUCAAUCCCAUAAUCUAGUGAAAUCGAGAGGGAAGCUCUAACCACUUGACUUAUCCCUCACUAUCGGGGUUAUUUCUUAUUUGCAAUGCUAGUAAUGAUAUAUUCAUCCAAACCAUAAUCACAGCUCAAAAGACAACUAAAAUUCAGAUUAUGAAUCAUGUAUUAAUCAAUUCCAUCAAAAGCAAACUCAAAUACUUGGAUUUGUAGUAGUGUAGUAAUUUUCAUCAAACUCAAUUUCCGUGAACAUAAAAGCUGACCAGUAAAAUAAUAUACAUAGAAAAAGCAUAGAAAAUAUAAUGUAUAAAUCAGACCCAAUUAUACAUAAAAUGAUAGAAAUGAAAGACAAAUUCGAAAA